AUGCUAAAUUCAAAAGAAGAUAUAACCACUUACAAGUCAAUCCCAAAAAGAUCCCGAACACAAGUGUUCCAGCCUAUAGCUCUUGAUUUAGAGAUCGAGCAUUCUGAUCUGUCUUCUUCAGAUUUAGACUCAAGCCCAACUACACCCGACAAGGCUCAAAAACAACUAUUCCCAACACAAAAUAAUAAAUCCCAUGAGCCUAAUAGUCAGCUUGCAUUUCCUCAAGAAUCCUUAAAAGUAACAAGAUGAGAAGACGUCGAUUUAAUCCAUACAGCUAAAAAUACCAAUGAAAUUGAUUUACCAGAACUUUAUUUCAGCCGACAUUAUGAUCCUAAAAAUGAAGAUACUGCAGCUUCUCUGAUAGGUGAAAGCUCAAAGUGAGUAAUUGAUGUAGAUUUCCCACAAAUGAUUAAAUCAGGAUGAAUAGGAUGAAAAUCUUAUUAUCUUUAUACAAUCACUAGCCAAUUGCUUGGAGAAGUUUUCAAAGUGAAAAGAAGAUUUAGGCAUCUAGAGUGGCUGAGGAAUAUUCUUUUAAAGACUUAUCCAGGAAUCAAUAUUCCACCGCUUCCAGAAAAACAGGUUUUUGGAAAUACUACGUCAAAUUUUUUGGAAAAAAGAAGAGAAAAUAUGAAAAAAUAUUUGAUUAUUUUGGCAAAACAUCCGGUUUUAAUGAAUUCUGAAGCUUUUAAGCUGUUUUUGAAAUGUAAAGAUGAAAAUUUUUCGAGUGAGUCGCAGAGAUUGGAAGAUUCAAGCCAUGUAUAUCAUUUUGAUUUUUUGAAUUUGCAGGAUACAAUAGAUAAAAUUAAGACAAAAUUUGAAAAUUUGUUUACAAGCAAAAUAACACCAGUCAGUCAGGAUCUUGUAAAUAUUGAUAGGGAGCUUAAUUAUAUUGAGCCAUAUAUAAAAGACUUAGAUUUUGCAUUUGGAGGGUGGAUUAAAGCUCAAAAUGAUUCACAAAAAAAUUUUGAAGCUUUUAAUUUUAAUGAAAACCCAAGGUUUAACCAAAUUCUGGAAGAGUCUCAUAGUUUUCAAGUAAAUUUUUUUGCAAAAUUAAACAACUUGUCCUUAGAAAUAAAAGAGGAACAAAUGAAAAUUAUUGGAAUGCAAACAGCAUUAGAUUGGUGGAGAAAAAUUAAUUUUAUAUUUCCUUUCAAAAGAUUUUAUUAUAAAUAAUACUAAUAUAUAGAAUUUAUUUAUAACGAUAUAUUCGAGAAAGAUAAAUUUUAAUAAUUAAUUUAUUAAGUUAAUAUAUUUUUUUUUUAAAAAAAAUAGUGAGCCACAUUAGACAGCUAUAAAUCUUUAUUAAAAGAUUAUUCUGAGGUUGAAAGCUUAAUUAUGAAAAAAAUUGAAAGAAGUGCCACAGAUGAAGAUUCUUCAGGAAGAUAUAUCAAAGAAAUAGAAGAGCUAAAAAUACAAACUAAUGAAAUGGCUGAGCGCUUAGGAAAAAUCGAAAAUACUAUUAAAAACGAAUUUGUUUGGUAUGGUAAAGAAAGAGAAGUCCAUUUUCAAGAUUCUUUGAUUGGCAUAAUAGAGUCCCAAAGAAAAAGAUACAAAACUGAAAGUGAUUUUUGACUAGAGAAAAAGCAUCAAGUUCUUAAAUGGUAA
Molecule: messenger RNA, 1605 nt
Organism: Blepharisma stoltei
Lineage: Eukaryota; Ciliophora; Heterotrichea; Heterotrichida; Blepharismidae
Source: the annotation of a GenBank genome assembly